Molecule: messenger RNA, 1458 nt
Organism: Teleopsis dalmanni
Lineage: Eukaryota; Metazoa; Arthropoda; Insecta; Diptera; Diopsidae
Exons: 3
Coding region: 82-495 (137 amino acids)
Source: RefSeq, a predicted model, not a curated record
CAACUUCAUAGAACGUUGUCAUAGUUUUUGUCCUUAAAAAUUAAUUAAAAUUAUUAUCUAAACGCUGUUAAGUAUUGGCUGAUGAUUAUCUUCAUUGUAAUAUCGUUCGUUCUCAUGUUUUUACUACAUACUUUGUUUGGCUGCUUACAACGUUUUUUCAAAAAUCCAGUGACAACUGAAAAACUUCAAGUAAACAGUGAAAGUUGUAAAAGUAUAAAGAAGGUACAAUUUUCAAACGAAAAUUUUACAGUGGAAAAUAGCAAUUGUGAGAACUUAAAAAAUCUCAGCAUAGAUUACAAUAGUAACCACAACGGCAAUAUGAGUAACGAUACUGCUGAAAGACCAAGUUUUUUGGUUGGCGAUGACAAUGAUGCCACAAACGGUUUUGAUGCUCGAGAAGCAAUUGACGAGUUUCCACCACAAAUUCAAAAUGAAACACGGCCAAAUGGAGAUUUAUUAGAGAGACGUAAACGCUUAAGGUAUGUAGUUAAUUAAUAAUUUGUUGAUUAAUAUAUUAAAAAUAUUUUAAUAAAUUGAUUAAUAUUGGGUCUGGUAUUUGCACACUAUCAUUCCUGAUCAUAGAAAAAUGCUAAGAUUCCACAUGUCUCUUUAAAAAUGAUCAAUAUAUAUGUACAUAUGGUGUUGCAAUUAGGAACACGAUCUCCAUCGAUCUCUUUCUUAGUAACAAGAAUCAAGAAUAUUUCAGCAUUAAUUGCAAAAAAGUUGUUAUCAGUUAGGUCAGGCAACAAUAAUGACUAAGCACUUUUCAAACACAGAAGGCUAAUUCUUCAAAUUCAUAUUGGUGUUGUAAUAAGGUUACAGGUCCCCGUUUAAUACUUAUUGAACAUUUAUUGAAAAAAAAUUCUACGUGCAAUAAGAAGUUGACUAACCCAACUUAUGCCAGAAUACAGCCAUUUGCUAAACAUUUAUUUAUCACGCAUACAUUCAUCUAUUCUCAAUGUGUUCCCUAACCACUUCUUCUUACAUGCUGAGGCGUCAGGUGGAGCACGCCAUCUGUAAACAGAUUGCGCAAGUCAAUUUAAUUCUAUUUAUUUUGUGGCUCUAUUCCAUAAAAGUAGGAAGACUUCUAUGUCUGAAUUAAUCUGUUCUCUUUCAUACUGUAAAUCUACUCUGUAAUCUUUCUCUAUGUUCAACAUAUUUCCUAUACUAAUCUUCUAAUUUAUAAUAUACAAGUGGCAAAUAUUACUAGUUCUACAAAAAAACAGCCCGAAGUGCAAGGUAACAGCAACAAAAUUACUAUAAAUAAAAUUAUACAAGUGCUAGUUAACAGUAUUGAAAAUGGCUAGUAAACUCAAAAAAGGUGCCGUUUGAAUUUAAUAUUUCUGUAGAAUGACUGUAUUAAACAUUUUUAAAGGUGUUUUUUAACAGUGCUUAUAAUAGCAAAACAAAUAUUUAAGACAAACAAAUUUUAUAAAAUAAUAUAUGUAUAUCCCUCAU